Messenger RNA from Momordica charantia (bitter melon), 1730 nucleotides. RefSeq names its product beta-1,3-galactosyltransferase 7. Gene Ontology annotation, cellular component: Golgi membrane. The record is from RefSeq and is a predicted model, not a curated record. NCBI's taxonomy places the organism in Eukaryota, Viridiplantae, Streptophyta, Magnoliopsida, Cucurbitales, Cucurbitaceae. Gene Ontology annotation, molecular function: beta-1,3-galactosyltransferase activity.
ACGAAAAUUUUCCGUUCUUCCUCCACAUUUCUCUCUCUCGAUUCGAACCUUUGGGUUGCGGAUGCGAGCAGUGAGUGCUUGAGCGGUUUACGAAAAUGAACAAUCAAAGCCAAGGGUUCAUUCAAUGGCAAUGGCGUUGGCUGCUACAAUUUCUUCCCCAAAACGAAACUCUUCGCAGUUGUAACGUAGUAGCAGCUCUCUCUCUCUUUAAAAGCUACGCUGUCAUGGAAGCUGGCCAUCUAUAUUUGCCUCUCUUCUCUCUGAUUCUCCACCGCAGCUCUGUAUUCAUCUCCCCCAUUUUCUGUUUCUUCCGGGGGAGAGGUACAUUGCCGAGCCAGAAUGAAAUACCGCGGUCCUCGAAGGGUUUCUGCAAAAUGGAUUCCCUUCUUUUGCCUCUCCUUCUUCCUCUUUGGGAUGCUUCUCACUUCCAAUGGCAGGAUAUGGACGCCGAAGCAACAGGAUUCGUACGUUGUCUCCCGCCUACAACAUGAACAACAACAACUCCGAAGCGUUUCUGAAGACAUCGCUGCGAAUGAGGACAAGGCAGUAUUGUCGGAGGUUUACAAAACCCAGGAAGCAAUUCAAUCUCUAGACAGGAAAUUUUCUACGCUUAAGAUGGAACUGGCCGCGGCUCGGAAGGCUGCACCAUCUGCAAUCAAUGUGUCAUCAGAUAGAGACCAUUUCCCAAGGAAGAGGAUGUUCAUGGUAAUUGGAAUCAAYACGGCCUUUAGCAGUAGAAAGCGGCGUGAUACUAUAAGGGAGACAUGGAUGCCUCAAGGGAAAAAACUCUUGCAAUUGGAGCGCGAGAAGGGAAUUGUCAUAAGGUUCAUGAUUGGCCAUAGUGCAAAGUCCAACAGCAUCUUAGACCGUGCCAUUGAUUCAGAAGAUGCUCAGCACAAAGAUUUCCUUAGGCUGGAGCACAUUGAAGGGUAUCAUAAAUUGUCUGCAAAAACAAAGAUUUUCUUCACCACAGCUGUUGCAAAAUGGGAUGCUGACUUCUAUAUUAAAGUUGAUGAUGAUAUCCAUGUCAAUUUAGGUGUAUUAGCUACAACUCUUGCUCGUCAUCGUACUAAGCCGAGAGUGUACGUGGGAUGUAUGAAAUCUGGACCUGUUCUUUCUGACAGGAAUGAGAAAUACCAUGAACCAGAAUAUUGGAAAUUUGGGGAGGAUGGGAACAAGUAUUUCAGACACGCGACUGGGCAGAUUUAUGCAAUCUCAAAGGAUUUAGCCACUUACAUCUCAACCAACCGGCAAAUAUUGCACAAGUACGCCAAUGAGGAUGUAUCACUUGGUGCAUGGUUCAUCGGUCUCGAGGUUGAGCAUGUCGAUGACCACAAUAUGUGCUGUCCGACAUUACUAGAUUGCGAGUUGAAAGCACAAUCAGGGAAUGCUUGUAUUGCAUCAUUUGAUUGGAAGUGCAGUGGGAUCUGCGAGUCAGUGGAGAGAAUGAAAUACGUUCAUGAGAAGUGCGGGGAAAAGAACGACACUGUGUGGACUGCUUCCUUCUGAUCGACGACCUUGUAAAGUUUUGGUAGAUUUAUAUAUCUAUAGAGAGAAGAGAGAUGUUCUUCCGGCAUUCACAAGGGGCUUCAACAUCUGAAGAAAGAUUGCUGCUGCUGCUGCUUCAUCAGCUCCCGUGGAAGCCAUGUGAGAGAGAUGAGAGAAGAGUCAUGUUUUUACACUUUAUAACCAAUAGCUAAUAGUAAUCCCAAUACCAACAUUGUUCUUAA